Molecule: messenger RNA, 4419 nt
Organism: Anas platyrhynchos (mallard)
Lineage: Eukaryota; Metazoa; Chordata; Aves; Anseriformes; Anatidae
Gene: TLR1-A
Product: toll-like receptor 1
Biological process (GO): immune response; inflammatory response; cellular response to bacterial lipopeptide
Cellular component (GO): plasma membrane
Molecular function (GO): transmembrane signaling receptor activity; Toll-like receptor 2 binding; lipopeptide binding
Source: RefSeq, a predicted model, not a curated record
ACUUCCAGAACAUCUGUGUAACCAUCAGAUACAGACGUGAAAUUAGAAAUGCAGAAUUAUUCAAAUAUUCUUGCUUUUGGGGAACAUCUUGUACUGCGGAUAGGUUUGUUUCUUCCUAAACCAUACAGUUAGGUAAAUAUUGCAGAAGUAAAUGUACUUUGAGUUUGAACUGCUAAAAUUUUCCUUUCAUUGUACUGUUAAUACCUGCAUUGCAGGGAAAUGUUUUUCUUUAUUGGAAUUAUGUAGCUUACAGAUGAAAAACUGUUCUUUCUACUUGCUGGCACAGUAGUUAAGGAAUUAACAUCCUGUAUAAGAUUCUCCAGCUUGAAGAUUACAUGUGCUUGAAAAUCUGUCUUGAGGUUGUUAACUGAGUAUGCCGAAGCCUUAUGCUGGAUCUUCACUUGGAGAUGAAUUCAAUGCUCAAAAGGGCUGGACUUCUCACUGAGACAUAUUGAACAAAAAACUAAGAUAUGCUUCUGAGUUUCUCUAAAGAACCAAGAUAAUUCUAGAAGGCAUAAUGGGAUCCCUUACAAGUAUCUAUAUCUUUGCUUGUGUCUUUACACUCACACUUUGGAAUAAUGUCCAGCCAACUGUGGAAAACGAAUUCAUUGCAAACUAUUCAAGCCUUUUGCUAACUGAUGUUCCAAAAACCAUUCCACUCCAUACUCGUGUAUUAGAUUUAUCACAUAAUAGGAUCUCUGAACUUAGUAUCUCUGAAUUUAUUUCUCUUUCUGACCUUCAGGUAUUAAAUCUUUCUCAUAAUCUAAUUACAGAGCUUGACUUUAAUGUCUUCAUUUUUAAUCAAGAUUUAGAAUACUUAGAUCUAUCUCAUAAUAACAUUUGGAAAGUUUAUUGUCAAACGCUUGCAUGUCUUAGACAUUUAGAUCUUUCUUUCAAUAAUUUUACUGUCUUGCCCAUCUGUCAGGAAUUUGGGACCAUGUUUCAUUUGGAAUAUCUAGGAUUAAGUGCCACAAUGAUACGAAGGUCAGACUUCAGAUACAUCACACAUUUACAGCUGAACACUGUCUUCCUUACCUUGGAAAACUUUUCUCUGUACAAGCCUCAAAGUCUAACAGCCUUAAAUACAAAGAGCCUUCACAUUGUUUUUUCAGCAAACCAAAACUUCAAUUUUUCCCUCUUGUAUGAUGGGAUGAGCACUUCAGAAAACUUAAAAAUAGUUAAUGUAAGAUAUACCUUGAGCUACAAAGAUUUCCCCUCUCCUGCUUUAACGCUUCUGAAGAAAAUCAAGACAACGGCUCUGAUGCUUGACACUGUGGAUUUAGAAUGGCCUAUCAUUUUGCAAAUUUUCCUGCUUAUUUGGUAUUCACCUGUGGAGCAUCUGACUGUGAGAAAUUUGAUUUUUCGGGGACCAAUAGGAGGGUUGACUGCAUAUAAAUUUGUACCCUUCUUAAGCUCUCUGGAACAAGUAAUGUCUUUGGGUGUCUCCAUGAAAGCGUUAACUUUGGAGCGUGUUCGUAAUAAGGUUUAUUAUUUCAACCAGAAGAUUCUAUACAGGUGGUUUUCAGAGAUGAAUAUUGCCAGUUUGACAAUAUAUGAUGCAUACAUGCCACACAUGCUUUGUCCGCAGAGAGCAAGCUUAUUUCAAUAUUUAAAUUUUUCUCGCAAUGCCCUGACAGAUGAAUUGUUCCAGAAUUGUAGUACUCUGGCAGAGUUGAAGUUAUUUAUUUUGAGGAGGAAUAAAUUUGAGAGCCUUUCCAAGGUGAGCUCCAUGACCAGGUACAUGAAAUCACUGAGGUAUCUGGACAUGAGCAGCAACUUGCUGCAUACCGAUGGAGCCGAGGAGCACUGCCAAUGGACUGAGUCUCUGAAGGAGCUGGACCUGUCCUCAAACCAGCUGACAGAGUCCGUGUUCGGGUGCUUGCCGGUCAAUGUCAACAAACUGGACCUACACAACAACCAGAUCAGCAGCGUCCCCCAGGGGAUUGCUGAGCUGAAGUCCUUGAAAGAGCUGAACCUGGCGUCGAACAGGCUGGCCGACCUGCCGGGGUGCGGUGGCUUCUCGGCCCUGGAGAUCCUGAAUAUGGAGAUGAACUCGAUCCUCACCCCUUCCGCCGACUUCUUUGAGAGCUGCCAGAGGGUGCGGGAGCUGGAAGCCGGGCACAACCCGUUCAAGUGCUCCUGUGAACUGCAGGCCUUCGUGCGUCUGGAGAGGCAGUCUGGGGGGAAGCUGUCCGGCUGGCCGGAGGCAUACGUGUGCGAGUACCCCGAGGACCUGAAGGGAACGCAGCUGAAGGACUUCCACUUGACGGAGCUCGCUUGCAACACGACCCUGUUGCUUGUGACAGCUCUGCUGCUGACGCUGGUGCUGGUGGGGGUGGUGGCCUUUCUGUGCAUCUACCUGGACGUGCCGUGGUACGUGCGCAUGCUGUGGCAGUGGACGCAGACGAAGCGCAGAGCUUGGCACGAGUGCCCCGAGGAGCGGGAAACCGUCCUGCAGUUCCACGCCUUCAUUUCCUACAGCGAGCGCGAUUCCGUGUGGGUGAAGACCGAGCUGAUCCCGAACCUGGAGAAGGGGGAGGGCAGCGUCCAGCUGUGCCAGCACGAGAGAAACUUUGUUCCCGGCAAGAGCAUUGUGGAGAAUAUCAUUAACUGCAUAGACAAGAGCUACAAGUCAAUCUUUGUGUUGUCUCCCAACUUUGUGCAGAGCGAGUGGUGUCACUACGAGCUCUACUUUGCCCAUCACAAGUUGUUCAGUGAGAACUGCAACAGCUUGAUCCUGAUUUUGCUGGAGCCUAUUCCUCAGUAUAUUAUCCCUGCGAGGUACCACAAGCUGAAGGCUCUCAUGGCAAAGAGAACGUACCUGGAGUGGCCAAAGGAGAGGAGCAAGCGUGCCCUUUUCUGGGCUAACCUGAGGGCAGCUAUUAACGUUAACCUGCCAAUGUCAUUUGAAGGAAAUGAGGAGGAAAAUGAUGUUACUUUUACUGAUAGUAUAACUCAGCCUCUGAUUAAGUGACUUGACUGUCCUGCAUUAAGUUGUGUUAAUGAAUGUUCCAUAUUUUUAAAAAAUAUUUUGAGUUUGUAGCAAAAUGUAGUUGUGAAGCAUAUGGAAAUUACUACUGCUUAUUUUAAUUGUGAAAGUAGUCAGAAGUUUUCUCUUAUUUCCCCAUCAUCGACUAGAGGAUGAGAAAGGAUUUUUCCUAGUAAUUUCACUUUUCUUUUUUUUUUCCAAGCUUGUGUUGGCUUUGCUUUGGAUGUUUCCCAUUGAUUCUAGCCAUAUUUGAAAGCAACAAAAGUUCAAUGUCAUUGGGAUUGUAAAGUCAUGUACUUAGUCUUUGUUCUGGCAGGGACGUUUUGGAAUUAAGAUGGUAGGGGUCUUCUUCCUUAGGUUUAAUUAAAUAAUACAAACAAGAAGAAAACUCUUGUUUAAGUCCAUUUCUGUAUACUAGCAUAACAGAUGCCAAAGGUACAGUAUUUCUACACCUUCAGACCUCCCUGCAACUUAUUCCAAGCCUGUUUUCACUUCUGGGAAAUCUUUCCCUUGAUCACAGACAGAGACUGCCCUGGGUAAAAGCUGGAAGUUGGAGUCAUUAAUCCGUGUUUAAUAUCCUUCUUACUUUGCUGUACCAUACAUUGCCGCUUGCAUAGAUUUACCCAUCAAGAAAUCAUUUCAUAAAAUUUGCUAUUGGUUAUUUUCAAAAUAAUAGCUAAUAUCUGAAUUUAUGGGUUUUAUUGUGUUAUAAUAUUACUGUUUCUGCUGUGCUCAUAUCAAGCCGUAUUGGGCUGCUUGUUUUCAGAAGUAUAGCUAUAUAUAAGUACUUCAGUAAUAUAUUCUCUUAUAAUGAACUCUUUCAACUGUAAGGGUUAAAAAAAAAAAACAAAAAAAAAACAGAUGUCUCAAUCUACUACAAUUUCAUUAAAAAAAUUAUCUCAGUUACACCACUGUAAUUCUUCUGUUAAAUUAUAAAAUGUAUUUUAUUACUAUCUCUCUUGAUCAGCUAGUAAGUAACCUACUUCGCAGUGUGGUUUCGUAGGUAUUCAGAAUGUGUGCCAUGUGAUAAUAUUGCAGGAAAGCCCCUCUUACUGAAAAUAGGAAGCAGAGCUUGCAUAACCAUUGUGAAAGAGUUGCAUUACCAGGGCUGUCACUGAAUUAGGUCAUCUAUUAAGUAUUUAAACUCAGGAGGCUGAUGUUUUGAGGUAAAUCCCCUUUUAUCUAUAGAGUUUCACUGAACUCUGUUAUCCUGCCCUUUCAUCACCAGGCACUGAGAGUCACCUUUCAGGAUAAAAAGCGUGUGCUUCACUGGGAAAUAACCUCUCUGCUAAAAUCAAUCUAAUUAAACUAAUGAUACUUGUUGAUAGGAGGCAUCUAAUUAUUUGCUGUACUUGGAUUUAGUUUGAUAACCUAAUAGAUGUCUCAUUUUUUUAAAAAAACCUGUUAUUAAACUUCCUUGUGUCAUGUCA